AGAUUAGACAUGCAUAAUGAUAGCGCUCAACAAGUUGGAAAUGUAACUUGCGCCUCUCUCUCGUUUCUCCUCUCUUGAAUGUACAAAUAUAUCCAUAUUUAGACUUCUACGCCAGUCAGUCUAACCGUACAACCUUUUGGCCAGCCGCACGCCGACGCAACAGCUGUUCUCUUCGCGUGCGCCGCCGGGAACUACGCAUCGUGCGCCGGUUCCAUGACUAGGAGGAGGGGGAUGAGCUCGUCUUUGCUCCCGCACACCCCGUCACCGUAUUCCGUUCAGGUCUCACUUGUUUCCUCCAUUGCUCUCGUUCUCCUCUCUCUAGCUUUGCUGUCUUGUACUGGUACUACUUCUUUCGCCGCCUUCGCAUUUUCUCUCCCGGAAACGGAUCAGCUGUUAGUUGCCGAAGCGGGCACAGCGAAUGCGUCCGAAUUGAACUCCACCGGCAAUGGACCGCGGAAUCGGCCCAAAGAGGACAGCUUUGCUGACAUGAUUGAUCGAGCUCUGGAAAAGGAAUUCAAUGAGACUGAUCAGAGCGAAGCUAGUGAUGCUGGCAGCUUCAAUAAUACUGUUUCAGAGCAGCAGGCAGUAUUGGAGACUGUGGCUAGAGUUAAGACCAAGAAAAAUGACACAAAAAAGGAAGAACAGUCAUUUCAACUUCACCAUGUCUUUAACCUUGAUAACGACCAUGGAGCAGAAGAGACACCGACUUUGAUUGAUAGGAAGGACAAUGUCUUUAUCAUAUCCAAUUUCAAGUCAAAAUAUCCUGUGCUACAAUUAGACUUAAGGUUGAUAUCAGAUCUGGUCGUGGUCAUUGUUGCUGCAACUUGUGGUGGAAUUGCUUUUGCUUGUGCUGGACAACCAGUUAUAACUGGAUACUUACUGGCAGGAUCCUUUGUUGGACCCGGAGGCUUUAAUGUUGUAAGUGAGAUGGUGCAAGUUGAGACUGUUGCUCAAUUUGGUGUAAUUUUUCUUCUUUUUGCUUUGGGACUGGAAUUUUCCACGAGUAAGCUCCGAGUUGUCCGUGCUGUAGCUGUUCUGGGAGGCCUGCUUCAGAUUCUCCUAUUUAUGUGUCUUUGUGGAAUAAUAGUUUCGUUGUGUGGUGGGAAAUCUUCAGAGGGUGUUUUUGUUGGUGCGUUUCUCUCAAUGUCUUCAACUGCAGUGGUUCUAAAAUUUUUGAUGGAAAAGACCAGUACCAACACUCUGCAUGGACAAGUUACCAUUGGCACUCUAAUUCUUCAGGAUUGUGCAGUGGGUCUUCUGUUCGCACUACUUCCUAUACUGGGAGGAACCUCUGGGGUACUACAGGGAGUGAUGUCAAUGGCAAAGUCGUUACUGACGUUGCUCACAUUUUUUGCCAUUUUAACAAUAUUGUCCCGGACAUGUGUUCCUUGGUUCUUGAAACUGAUGGUUAGCUUAUCAUCACAGACCAAUGAACUUUACCAACUGGCUGCUGUUGCAUUCUGCCUCCUCGUUGCUUGGUGUAGUGAUAAGUUGGGCCUCAGUUUGGAAUUGGGUUCAUUUGCUGCUGGGGUGAUGAUAUCAACUACCGACCUUGCUCAACAUACUCUGGAACAAGUUGAACCAAUACGAAACUUCUUUGCUGCUUUGUUUCUUGCUAGUAUCGGGAUGCUUAUACAUGUUCAUUUCCUGUGGAACCAUGUUGAUAUCUUACUAGCAUCGGUUAUACUAGUGAUCAUUGUGAAAACUGCUGUAAUUUUUACAGUCGUCAAGGGGUUUGGCUACAACAACAAAACUUCACUUCUGGUUGGGAUGUCUUUAGCACAAAUUGGGGAAUUUGCUUUUGUGCUACUCAGUCGUGCAUCAAAUCUUCAUCUUGUUGAGGGAAAACUCUAUCUGCUGCUUCUUGGAACAACAGCUCUUAGUCUGGUGACUACUCCAUUGCUUUUUAAGCUAAUACCUGCUGUGGUGCAUCUUGGUGUACUACUUAGAUGGUUUACACCUGACAGCCAGAAUGAGUUGGGAUUAAAAGGGGAAAGCCUCCGGUCAGAGAGCGUUAAACAGAGGAUUGCCUUGAUAUCAAAGGAUCUCUUGAUUCAUGAAGGUUAAGCUUGUAUUAUAAAUUCCUCCGGGGUGGGUGUAGCAAAAGGCUACAUAGGUUCUCUAGCUGAAUAAGCUCAAUGUGGCUCGAUGUGGCUCAAUGUGGCUCGAUGUCUUGCUAUAUAUACAUAUACGUCAAUCACACCACUAACAAGCUGAAGGUUUCACAUGAUGUAACGUCAAUGUGAAGAACUUCUGAGAAACGGGAAAAAGACAUCAGAGGUUAUAUCUAACUGACAAAACCACUAACAAGCUGAAGAUUUCACAUGAUGUAACAUGGUUUUUUUUUACCUAGGUAUUCUUUUUCAUUCGUCUUAGUGUAAAAUAGUCUUUUGUUUGUUUGGGAUCUAACUGAACUACUGUACUAGACCGGUUAGUUUAAAAUUUCACCCGCAUUUGGUAUGUAUCUUUUCUUAUGUAAAUCCCUGAAUGUAACUAACAUUUUCGUGCAUCCCAUCCCCUAUGCCAAUUGUAUAAAAUCUCAUUUCUCUGCUUCUCUUGAAUAAUUG
Molecule: messenger RNA, 2567 nt
Organism: Cuscuta europaea
Lineage: Eukaryota; Viridiplantae; Streptophyta; Magnoliopsida; Solanales; Convolvulaceae
Source: the annotation of a GenBank genome assembly